Messenger RNA from Capra hircus (goat), 3212 nucleotides. It is a transcript of the gene THBS4, whose product is annotated as thrombospondin 4. The record is from RefSeq and is a predicted model, not a curated record. Gene Ontology annotation, cellular component: extracellular region. Lineage: Eukaryota; Metazoa; Chordata; Mammalia; Artiodactyla; Bovidae. Gene Ontology annotation, biological process: cell adhesion. Bases 165 to 3050 code for a protein of 961 amino acids. The transcript has 22 exons. Gene Ontology annotation, molecular function: calcium ion binding.
AGGACCCGAGCGCCGCCCCCGACGGCUGCCCGGACGCCGCCGCGCUCGCCUCACCUGCGCCGCCCGCGGGAAGCCCGACCGGGGGCCGCGCGCCGCCCGCACGCCCAGGCGGGGCCCCCGCUGCCGAGACUCCCGCGCGCCCGCGGGGAGCGCGCCGCGCCAACAUGCUGGCCCCGCGCGGAGCCGCCUUCCUCCUGCUGCACCUGGCCCUGCAGCCCUGGCUGGGGGCCGGCGCCCAGGCCGCCCCGCAGGUCUUUGACCUUCUCCCAUCCGCCAGCCAGAGGCUGAACCCAAGUGUUCUGCAGCCGAUCCUGACAGACCCCACUUUGAACGAGCUCUACGUGAUCUCCACCUUCAAGCUGCAGUCGAAAAGCUCGGCCACCAUCUUCGGCCUUUACUCUUCAGCUGACCACAGCAAAUAUUUUGAAUUUACUGUCAUGGGACGUUUAAAUAAAGCCGUCCUCCGUUACCUGAAGAACGACGGGAGGAUUCACCUGGUGGUUUUCAACAACCUGCAGCUGGCUGACGGCAGGAGGCACAGGCUGCUGCUGAGACUGACCAACCUCCACCGGGGGGCUGGCUCCGUGGAGCUGUUCCUGGACUGCACCCGCGUGGACUCCAUCCACAACCUCCCCAGAGCCUUUUCCGGCCUCGCCCAGAGUCCCGAGGCUGUGGAACUGAGGACUUUCCAGAGGAAGGCACACGACUCUUUGGAAGAGCUGAAACUGGUGGUGAGAGGCUCGCUGAUCCAGGUGGCCAGCCUGCAAGACUGCUUCCUGCAGCAGAGUGAGCCACUGGCCACCACAAACACAGGAGACUUUAAUCGGCAGUUCUUGGGGCAGAUGUCACAACUAAACCAACUACUGGGAGAGGUGAAGGAUCUUCUGAGACAGCAGGUCAAGGAAACAACAUUUUUGCGAAACACCAUAGCCGAAUGCCAGGCUUGCGGUCCUCUGAGCUUUCAGUCUCCCACCCCCAACACCCUGAUACCCGUGGUGCCCGCGGCAUCCCCAACACCCCCAGUGCGCCGCUGUGAUUCCAACCCGUGUUUCCGCGGCGUGCGAUGCACCGACACCAGAGACGGCUUUCAAUGCGGACCCUGCCCCGAGGGCUACACAGGAAAUGGGAUCGCCUGUUCCGACGUCGAUGAGUGCAAAUACCACCCCUGCUAUCCUGGCGUGCGCUGUGUAAACCUGGCUCCUGGCUUCAGAUGUGAUGCCUGCCCGGUGGGCUUCACGGGGCCCCUGCUGCAGGGCGUUGGGAUCAAUUUCGCCAAGACAAACAAGCAGGUCUGCGCUGAUGUUGAUGAGUGUCGAAACGGAGCGUGUGUUCUCAAUUCUAUCUGUAUUAACACUUUGGGAUCUUAUCGCUGUGGGCCUUGCAAACCAGGGUACAUCGGUGAUCAGAUGAGGGGAUGCAAAAUGGAAAGAAACUGCAGAGAUCCAGAACUGAACCCUUGCAGUGUGAACGCCCAGUGCAUCGAAGAGAGGCAGGGGGAUGUGACGUGUGUGUGUGGGGUCGGCUGGGCUGGUGACGGCUACAUCUGUGGAAAGGAUGUGGACAUUGACAGUUACCCUGAUGAGGAACUGCCAUGCUCGGCCAGAAACUGCAAAAAGGACAACUGCAAGUAUGUACCAAAUUCUGGCCAAGAAGAUGCAGACAGGGAUGGCAUUGGAGAUGCCUGUGAUGAGGAUGCUGAUGGAGACGGGAUCCUGAAUGAGCAGGAUAACUGUGUCCUGACCCACAACGUGGACCAGAGGAACAGUGACAAAGACAUCUUCGGGGAUGCCUGUGAUAACUGCCGGAACGUGCUGAAUAAUGACCAGAAAGACACUGAUGGGGACGGGAGAGGAGACGCCUGUGAUGACGACAUGGAUGGGGACGGAAUAAAAAACAUCUUGGACAACUGCCAGAAAGUUCCCAAUAGUGACCAAGAAGACAGAGACGGUGACGGUGUAGGGGAUGCCUGUGACAGCUGUCCUGAGGUCAGCAACCCGAACCAGUCUGACGUGGAUAAUGAUCUGGUUGGGGACUCCUGUGACACCAAUCAGGACAGCGACGGAGAUGGGCACCAGGACAGCACAGACAACUGCCCCACCGUCAUCAACAGUGCCCAGCUGGACACUGACAAGGAUGGGAUUGGUGAUGAGUGUGACGAUGACGACGACAACGACGGCAUCCCAGACUUGGUACCCCCUGGCCCGGACAACUGCCGGCUGGUCCCCAACCCUGCCCAGGAGGACAGCAACAGUGAUGGAGUGGGAGACAUCUGUGAGGCAGACUUCGACCAGGACCAGGUCAUCGAUCGGAUAGACGUGUGCCCAGAGAACGCAGAGGUCACCCUGACUGACUUCAGAGCCUAUCAGACCGUGGUCCUGGACCCUGAAGGGGAUGCCCAGAUCGACCCCAACUGGGUGGUCCUGAACCAGGGCAUGGAGAUUGUGCAGACCAUGAACAGCGAUCCUGGCCUGGCAGUGGGGUACACGGCUUUUAACGGAGUUGACUUUGAAGGGACCUUCCACGUCAACACUCAGACGGACGAUGACUACGCCGGCUUCAUCUUCGGUUACCAGGACAGCUCCAGCUUCUACGUGGUCAUGUGGAAGCAGACAGAGCAGACAUACUGGCAGGCCACCCCGUUCCGAGCUGUCGCGGAACCUGGCAUCCAGCUCAAGGCCGUGAAGUCCAAGACGGGUCCAGGGGAGCAUCUCCGCAACUCGCUGUGGCACACGGGGGACACCAGUGACCAGGUCAGGCUGCUCUGGAAGGACUCCAGGAACGUGGGCUGGAAGGACAAGGUGUCCUACCGCUGGUUCCUGCAGCACCGGCCCCAGGUGGGCUACAUCAGGGUGCGAUUUUAUGAAGGCUCUGAGUUGGUGGCUGAUUCUGGGGUCACCAUAGACACCACCAUGCGUGGAGGCCGGCUCGGCGUGUUCUGCUUCUCCCAGGAAAACAUCAUUUGGUCCAACCUCAAAUAUCGCUGCAAUGACACCAUCCCAGAGGACUUCCAAGAAUUUCAGACCCAGAAUUUUGAUCGCCUGGAUAAAUAAACAGAGGACGCAAUCCGUAACUGCUUUUCCAAACACUAAAGUCAUAUGUUUUUUAACUUCCUACAACUUUCUUUGUAUACAGUGUGGCUUUCUUUUUGCCCACCCAGAUAUACCAAACUUCUUAUAUGAAUGUGGCAAUAAAGAAGAGAUGAUUUCUAAAAA